Paramecium tetraurelia is the source of this 408-nucleotide messenger RNA. RefSeq lists its product as uncharacterized. The transcript has 2 exons. Gene Ontology annotation, biological process: protein autoubiquitination. Lineage: Eukaryota; Ciliophora; Oligohymenophorea; Peniculida; Parameciidae. The record is from RefSeq and is a predicted model, not a curated record. Gene Ontology annotation, molecular function: ubiquitin-protein transferase activity.
AUGGAACAAUUUGAACAAUAAAAUGAAAAUGAAAACUAAGAAGAAGUUAGUGGAACAGUCAAAAAGAGAAUAAAGAAAGUUUAAGCAAAGAAAAAAGUAUCAAAUGAAGAGCCUCCUGAAGAUUGCAGUAUCUGCUAUCAAGAAAUAAUUGAUAAAGGUAUUAUUCAGACAUGUAAGCACUCCUAUUGUUUCAAAUGCAUAGAGGUAUGGGCUAAAUAAAAGUAAACUUGUCCUUAGUGUAGAAUGAACUUUAAUUAGAUUAAAAGAGUGCGAAAAUAUGGAAGGGGAAGAAGAUAAAAAAUGUAUAGUUAUCGAUCAGAUGAUUACAAGAUUUAUCAUCUAAUUUCUCCUAAUUCUAUAUUUCAUUAAUUCAUAAACUAGUUGCUUAACAUGCCCGAAGAAUAUUGA